GAAAGAUACAAAAGUACAUUAAAAAACUCUCUUUGCGAACUCUGUCAGGUACUGUCAGUUUAUCUAAGCCUCUGUCGGUAGCAUAGCCUGUGUGGAGAACCAAUUACUAAGCCUUUUCUUAAAAAUGUCGAAUACUGGCAAGAUCAACUCUUCAUGUCCCUGCGGCACCACCGGCGGUGCACCAAUAGCACCGUCUCACCGUCCGCCCCCCGCUGGCUGUCAGCAGCAGGACUAUCAGCAAGCUCCGUCAUCCCAGACACCCGCCGGUUGCCAGCUGCCGCCACAACAAAUACCGCAGCGACCGCAAGUUGAAUGCUGCUGCGCCCAGAAUCGGGUCCGCAACGUCCGCCCGCAGCCCGCUAUCCAAGCUGAUGUUAUUCACUGCUGCCGCCCUCCCCCCGUGCAGGCGCCGCCGCCGGAUUGCCCACGAUGCAGCUGUCGCGACAACAUUCCGCCCCCGCAGCCAAAGCCAUGUACUUGCACUCCACUGCAGCCAAAGCCGCAGCCGUGCAAUACCACGCACGUCCACAUGCCCUGCCCCCAGAGUCAUCGAGGUGGUCCGGUGCCCUAUCAACGCCCAGUUCCGGCUUGCGCUCACUGCCGCUCUCAAAAUAAGGGCGCUAAGAAGAAGUGCGUUAUCCAGUGAGAGAUCGGAUCCCAGCAGGCGCUACCCGGCAGACAACACAGAUUACACAAACCAGAAACAGACGAAACAUGAAAGUUCUCCCAAAUUUUGGCCCUGCUAAAUUUUCAGUCCUUGCCUUUUUUUCUUCAUCGAAAUAAAAAUCAAUAGUGACUGCUAA
Drosophila kikkawai is the source of this 803-nucleotide messenger RNA. Lineage: Eukaryota; Metazoa; Arthropoda; Insecta; Diptera; Drosophilidae. The record is from RefSeq and is a predicted model, not a curated record.